CUGCCCUUGCUUCCUCUCACCCUCCCUGUCUGUAUGUGGCUGCUGUCUUGGUGGUGUCAGGCCGAUGAUGCUCUUUUGCGUGAUGGCAGACCGUGCUGGCAGCACAGGGCCGGUGUCUGUGCCCAUCGGGAAGCCAGGCCUGGGAGCCUGCUCUCCCUCUCACUCCUGCUGCUGCCAUUGCUGCUAUCUCUUUCAGGGCUGCACCUCCUCCUCUUCCUCCUGCAACACAUCCUCUUCCUUAUCUGCUGGUCGGACCCGCAGCUUCUCCCUGCACCCGCACCCUGUCCCACAGUGCUCCUCCAUCUCCACCCAAAUUCAGACCCCCCAGCACGGGACUCCUGCCUCUGUCAUCACCAUCACCCACCACAAGUCCCCCACCGCCAGUCAACGGGCCUGCAGUCAGCAUCCUGCAGGACUGCACCAGGUCAAAGAGGUCAUGUUCCAGGCAGAGGGCCAGCAGAAGAACCUGGUGAAUUCCAUCGAAUCGCUGCCGAGCCGCGGGCCGCUGUCCUCCCUGGACCAGGACCUGCUCCUCCUCAAAGCCACGUCUGCAGCCACACUCAGCUGUCUGGGAGAAUGCCUGAGUAUCCUUCAGCACAACGUCUGCCAGGCGGCCCAACACAUCACCCACAGCCACAUUCAGGGAUCGAAUACAGAUAACAUCUCUAAUUGGUCAAGGCCCAAGACUGCCUCAGAAGACCAUGUGAAGAACGGAGAAUUGACACGUAACAACACCUCAACAAUACAUCAGCCCCACUCUCCAUUUCACAGGAACAAAGAACAGCUCAAAGACACAGAGAACUCCAGCUCAGAAUCGGUGGACUCCAGCGAGGAGAUCACAGACACAGAAGAUAAUGAGGAGGAAGACCUCGGAGUCUUAGAUGACCAGAGGAGCAUCAUCCUCCAUCUGCUGUCUCAACUCAAACUGGGCAUGGACCUCACACGGGUGGUGCUGCCCACGUUCAUCCUAGAGAAGCGCUCCCUUUUGGAGAUGUAUGCCAACUUCAUGGCCCAUCCGGAUGUGUUUUUGGCCAUCACAUCUGGAGCGACGCCAGAGGAACGCAUGAUCCGGUUUGUGGAAUACUACUUGACCGCAUUCCACGAGGGUCGUAAAGGUGCUGUGGCCAAGAAGCCUUACAACCCCAUUCUGGGGGAGAGCUUCCACUGCACAUGGGGCGUACAGCGAGAUAUGGUGCGGCCCCUCAGGACUACCAGCUCAAGUCUAGCCCCCGAGGCUGCUCAUUCCUCCCAGAUCACCUCCAGUGAGGGGUUAGAAUCUUACCGGCUACGUUUUGUGGCUGAGCAGGUGUCCCACCACCCCCCAGUCUCUGGAUUCUACUGCGAGUGCAAAGAGCAGCAGAUAUGCGUCAACACUCAUGUUUGGACUAAAAGCAAAUUCAUGGGCAUGUCCAUAGGAGUGUCAAUGGUUGGAGAAGGAAUUUUACAUCUCGUGGAGCAUGAUGAGGAGUAUGUGUUCACACUGCCGUCUGCCUACGCCCGCUCCAUUCUCACAGUGCCCUGGGUGGAGCUGGGUGGAAAAGUUUCCAUCUGCUGCGCCAAAAGCGGAUACUCUGCCGCCGUCACAUUCCACACCAAACCCUUCUAUGGAGGGAAAGUUCACAGAGUAACGGCUGAGGUCAAACACAACCCCAGCGGCACCAUCGUCUGCAAGGCUCAGGGGGAGUGGAACGGGACGCUGGAGUUCACCUACAGCAGUGGAGAGACCAAAGUGAUUGACACGUCCAAACUGCCAGUCAUUAAGAAAAAGAUCCGGCCACUGGAGAAACAGAGCCAGUAUGAAUCAAGGCGGCUGUGGAAGCAUGUGACAGCAGCGCUGAAGGCCGGCGAUAUCGAUGCGGCCACUGAACACAAACACCAGCUGGAGGAGAAACAGAGGAGAGAAGGGAAGCAGAGAACGGCCAGCAGCACCACCUGGAAACCCAAGUACUUCAUUAAAGAGGGGGAUGGAUGGGUGUACCACAAUCCUCUGUGGAAGACAAAGUGAUAAAGUCACGCUGGAGCCACAUGAUUUGGGUUUGUCACAGACCUCUAGCCGCGCGGAUGGGAGUGUCCAUGUGAGCGAGGGGCUGGCCAACCAAUGGGACUCAAGCAGCAGGGAAAGACAGUGAUCCAUUUUUCCAACUCGUCUUACGGAGAAUGGAAGGUGCCAAAAACAAAAAAUGAACUUGAGGGUGGUAAAAAUACCUCAAAAGACCCUCUGGAUGAUGAAGAUUGGACGUGGAGGCCUGAAUUGUGUGACCUUGUGUGAAUAUCUUUAUAUUUGUAUAUUACGUCUGAUAAUCAAUACAAAGUAAAGUGAUUUUUCACACAGGAGAGAUGUAGCAUCUGUAUCAGAGUAUAACUGUUAUUUUAGAACACCAUAAAGGCAGAUAUUGAUGCAAG
Messenger RNA from Sinocyclocheilus anshuiensis, 2403 nucleotides. Its product is annotated as oxysterol-binding protein-related protein 10-like. Gene Ontology annotation, cellular component: cytosol; membrane. The record is from RefSeq and is a predicted model, not a curated record. The transcript has 9 exons. Gene Ontology annotation, molecular function: cholesterol binding. Lineage: Eukaryota; Metazoa; Chordata; Actinopteri; Cypriniformes; Cyprinidae. The coding region runs from base 65 to 2005 and encodes 646 amino acids.